AAUAUCCAAACGAAACGAGAUUCAAAUUGAUAAGGUAAAUUUCAGUGAUGCAGUUUCGUGUUCUCUAGUUGAAUGCAUCGCUGAAAAAUAAAAGUCCUUUUUUAUUUAUUUCGAAACCGCUUGAUCGAUAAAAGAAGUAUGAAUUCUGAUGAUAUAUCUAUCAAUACAACACAUUUUGGUAAAUCAACAAAAACAGUCCAAUAUGCUGCCACAAUAUCGGUUUGCUUCGCAGCACUCAGUGCUGGAACGGUGCUCGCAUGGUCAUCUCCAGCCAUUAGCGAAUUGGGAAUUCCAAAAUCGCUCAACUCAACGACAGAAGACGAUAUCAUGAAAAACAUCACAAGGAAUGGGAUACGAUUGACGAAAAAGGAAGAAGCUCUGCUUGGCUCUGUUCUGAAUUUAGGAGCACUGAUUUACGCCAUUCCUACUGGUUACAUCGCCGAUAAAUGGGGAAGAAAAAUGGCUAUUUACCUGUCAGCCUUCUCCUUUCUUUUAGGGUGGUUCCUCAUUGUUAUUGCGAAAAAUGUUACGACACUUUUGAUAGCGAGAUUUUUUAGUGGCAUGGGUUUAGGUGCAAUAUGCGUUGUGGCACCCAUGUAUGUAGGGGAAAUUGCUGAAAACUCCCUAAGAGCUACAUUGUCAUCAUAUUUUCAAAUAUUUCUCAGUCUUGGCAUUUUCGUAACUUUUGUUGUAGGUGCAAUAACGGAUUAUGUGACGAUGUCCCUUAUCCUUGCCAUUUUCCCAAUAAUUCUACUUAUAACUUUUCCGUUGAUGCCAGAAUCUCACGUUCAUUUGGUCAAAGUUAGAAAAAUUAACGAAGCUGAAAAAAGUCUCAUUCGGUUCAGAGGAAAUAAGCGAGGUUAUGAUAUAAAUGGUGAGAUGGAAAUCAUAAGACAAGAAGUGAAGAAGAGUUCCAACAAUUCGGGUAGUAUUACAGACAUAGUUUCUAACAAACCUAACAGAAACGCUAUGGUUGCUGUUUUAGGAAUGUUGAUUUUCCAGCAAAUGUGUGGAAUAAAUGCUAUCACUUUUUAUACAGAACAAAUUUUUGCUGAAGCAGAUGCUGGUGUCGAUCCCAGUCUUGGAGCUAUCAUAAUGGGUGCUCUCCAAUUUGUUGGAGGCUAUUUAGGGAUGGUCCUUAUAGAGAAAGCUGGUAGAAAGUUUUUCCUUAUACUAUCUUCCAUUGGCAUGAUGCUUGGCCUUUGUGUUCUUUCCGUGUUCUUUCACUUUCAACACUUGAAAUACAAUGUUUCAAGUUUUGAAUUCAUACCGGUAAUUUGUGCUGCAUUGUUCAUACUAUCGUUUACAAUGGCUUACGGAUCCAUCCCGUAUAUGAUGAUGCAUGAAUUGCUGUCUCCGGAAAUUAGGGCAAUAGGAAGUGGAAUUGCUAUUGUUGCAUGUUGGGUUACUUCCUUUCUUAUUACUUAUGCUUUUCCUUUGGCUUUAGUAUCAAUUGGAAAUUAUAUGACAUUUUAUAUACUGACUGCAGUAAAUGCAUUGGCGAUAAUUUUUGUAAUAUUUUUCGUGCCAGAGACAAGAGGAAGAACAUUAAUUGAAAUACAAGAAGUAUUAGCAAACCAAUGAGAUAUUUUUGAUGAAUCAUAACUAGCUCUGAAGAUUAGAAAAUAUCUUAUCUUAAUUUCCAUUCAUUUAUCAAUAAACAGGAAGUGAGAAGUAUUCGAUGAAAAAUUUUGAAAAGAUUUUUUCCCUAGUAUAUUAGGAAUCUCUAUGUAUAACUCUUGAUGAAAAGGUCAAAUUUUAGUGAACGAGCGAUAUGCCAUAUGUGAUGUUGAACAAUUUUUCCUUUUCACAUAGAAACGAUUCCAUUUAAUAUGUUAACCUCAAAUUAAUUUAACCACGAGAAAAAAACUUCCUGAGAAACCUGCCAGCCCAUGUUUUUUUACUGAUGUCAACUGGUUUUCAAACGAAUAGGUAAUUAGAUAUGUUAAGAAGAUGAAUCAUCAUGAUUUUCAAUAUAUUUUAAUAAAUAUGUAAGGAGACUUUUGUAUGUUAUCAAGUUACAUUGUAUGCCAAAGUGAUAGAAAUAAUUGAAUUUUGAAUUAAAGAGAAUUUGAAUGUUGAA
Molecule: messenger RNA, 2083 nt
Organism: Harmonia axyridis
Lineage: Eukaryota; Metazoa; Arthropoda; Insecta; Coleoptera; Coccinellidae
Product: sugar transporter ERD6-like 7
Exons: 2
Coding region: 139-1584 (481 amino acids)
Biological process (GO): carbohydrate transport; transmembrane transport
Cellular component (GO): membrane
Molecular function (GO): sugar transmembrane transporter activity
Source: RefSeq, a predicted model, not a curated record